AUUCUCUCUUACUCUCUCUUACUCUCUCUUACUCUCUCCCUGCCCCUCGCUUUCAGAAAUGCGCGCUUUCGAGGCGCCCCUGCGCUACCCUCUUCCAACAUGUGGAAGUCUCCGCUAAAACCAGGCAAACGCGGGUCCUUGCUCAGUGACACCCUUGGGAUGAGUUUCUUGAGUCGUGCAUGGUCGUGGAUACCGUGGAGGCGAAGUAGCAUGAGAAGUUUUUUUGGAUCCAAGACCAGGAGAGGAGCCUUGCUCCACUCUGUACACACAAGGACCUUACCUGGUGGUGAAAUUUUAUGA
Molecule: messenger RNA, 300 nt
Organism: Colletotrichum abscissum
Lineage: Eukaryota; Fungi; Ascomycota; Sordariomycetes; Glomerellales; Glomerellaceae
Exons: 1
Source: RefSeq, a predicted model, not a curated record